GGCUACGUGCCGCACGAGCACCCCGGGAACCAUCUCGCACCAAGAUACGAGGAGCAAGACGAGGAAAAUUAAUGCCUCCCCUCACACGUUACAGGCUCAUCCACUUGAUCUCGUAGCGUCUGCCGCGCAAUGAACUUUGCUAUCCAGACCACUUCAAGGUGUGAUUGCAGGAGAGCUAUCCAUGUUUACAAAAUGGCUCCGAAGAACACCACCCCGCUGUUAGUUAAGCUGCGAGCCUUGAUGAAGAACACUGCUCAUGUCCCCCAGCCUCUCCAUGCAUAUAUUGUUCCUUCAGGGGAUGCUCACCAGAGUGAAUACAUCGCCCCAUGUGAUCAGCGUCGAGCCUUUAUUAGUGGCUUCACUGGGUCAGCUGGAACAGCUGUCAUCACCUUGAAGGAUGCUGCUCUCUGGACUGAUGGUCGUUACUACCUCCAGGCCAGCCAGGAGAUGGAUAACAAUUGGACUUUAAUGAAGCAAGGCUUACCCAAAACUCCAAGUGAAGCCAAGUGGUUGAACAAGACUUUGGAUGUUGGUUCUGUGAUUGGAGUUGACCCUUACUUGCUAGAGGCUGAUGCCUGGCGUGACUUGGCCAGGGAACUGCAAGGAGGUGGCCAUUCCCUCAUCCCUGUCCCUGAGAAUCUUAUUGACUUGAUAUGGACUGAUCAGCCACCUCGCCCUGCCAAGUGUGUUGUUCCCCUUGAGCUCAAGUACACUGGACUCAGUAUUGAUGAAAAACUUGCAAGUGUUAGACAAGAACUUGAUGAAGAAAAUGCCUUCAUGCUCAUCAUCACUGCUCUGGAUGAAAUUGCCUAUCUGCUCAAUUUAAGGGGUUCUGAUAUUGAGUACAACCCAGUAUUCUUCUCAUAUGCUGCUGUAACACAAGAGGAAGCUGUUCUUUUCAUCAAUAAAUCACAGUUAACAGGAGCUGCAUUGGAAGCCCUCAACACGAAGGAUGGCAAGGUCACUGUAAGACCAUAUGAGGAUCUUGCAAAGUUCAUCAGUGAGCAGAUGGCUCUCCACUUUGGCAAAGUAUGGGUUUCCAAUCAUUCUUCCCAAGCCAUUAUGCAGCUUGUGCCCAAAGAUAAAAGAUUGUCUAAGCUGUCACCAAUAGCCACCAUGAAGGCCAUCAAAAACCCUACUGAAAUACAAGGUAUGGAGGCCUGCCAUGUGCGUGAUGCUGCUGCCCUGUGCCGUUACUUUUCAUGGCUUGAGAAGGAGGCAGCCAAAGGAACUCAGACAGAGAUUUCAGGUGCUGACCAGCUCCAGAAGUACAGAGAAGCACAAGAGGACUUUGUUGGGCUAAGUUUCACAACCAUAUCAUCAGUGGGUCCCAAUGGUGCCAUCAUCCACUACAAACCUUCCCUAGAGACAGAUGCCAGGAUCACGACUGAUGAUGUGUAUCUCUGCGACUCAGGAGGACAGUACAAAGAUGGCACUACAGAUGUGACUCGCACAUUCCACUUUGGAACUCCCUCAAAAUUUGUACAAGAGUGCUUCACCAGGGUUUUGAAAGGGGUAAUAAGCAUGGCAACCUGCAUCUUCCCUUCAAAGAUUAAGGGCAACUGUUUGGAUUCCUUUGCCCGAAAAGCCUUGUGGGAUGUUGGUCUGGAUUAUGGACAUGGAACUGGUCAUGGCAUUGGAAUGUACUUGAAUGUCCACGAGGGUCCUAUGGGAGUAUCCUGGCGCUCCUUCCCUGACGACCCUGGCCUACAGGAGGGCAUGUUUCUUUCAGAUGAACCUGGGUACUAUGAGGAUGAGAAGUUUGGCAUUCGCAUUGAAAAUAUUGUAAGGAUUGUUAAAGCAGAAACUAAGCAUAACUUCCGAGACCGCGGGUUCCUAACCUUCAAGACAGUGACUUUGGUGCCCAUCCAAACCAAACUCAUUGACCCAACUCUUCUAACAGAAAAAGAAUUGGAGUGGCUGAAUAACUAUCAUGCAGAAUGCAGAGAGAAGGUGGGAGAAUUGUUGCUGCAGCAAGGACACAAGGAAGCAUACAACUGGUUGCUCAGGGAAACAGAACCCAUGGGCUAGUAAAGCUCAGUCUUCUGGAUGCAAGAAUGGAAAUUUAGAUGUAUGUUGAGUGUGUAGGUUUUAAAACUUAUUUCUAAUGAUAAUGUUUUCAGAGAUCCAGCCAAAUCCUUGAAUUUUGGCAUGUAAUCUUUUUUACAUGAAAUUUUAAAGUAUAGUCUAAGACUAAAAUAAUA
Molecule: messenger RNA, 2204 nt
Organism: Eriocheir sinensis (Chinese mitten crab)
Lineage: Eukaryota; Metazoa; Arthropoda; Malacostraca; Decapoda; Varunidae
Product: xaa-Pro aminopeptidase 1-like
Exons: 13
Coding region: 130-2031 (633 amino acids)
Molecular function (GO): metalloaminopeptidase activity
Source: RefSeq, a predicted model, not a curated record